AUGGCCACACGCAGCUUGACCCUUGCCGGCCUUCUGGCGGCGGCUCGUGCAUCCGCCCACAUGUCAGUUUUCGUGCAGCACGACGCCAUGUAUCUACUGCCAGCAUCUCGUGGCCUACCAUGCUCGAAUGAUGGCGGCACGAGCUGUCCAAAGGCCGGAGACAUCGCGUCGGCUGGCUGUCAGCCAUACCUGCUGUCCUACAAUGGAUUGGUGUGCGUUGCUCCUGUCGACGCUCAGUGCAUUGAGGUGGUCGAGGAUACGUGGGCGUGCACGUUUCCUCAGACGGCGUCCACUUCUGUCAACGAGGCUAACACCAUCGCAGCGUACAGUGACGAUGAUGGUGACGAUGACGAGGCACUUAGUAAGGUGCUCCGUGUUCUUUGCGAUGUCACUUCGGGUAAAGGUACCUACCAAACAUCGGCAUACGACUGCGAAAGGAUCGCGAGUGCUACAGCAUACCCUAGUAACUAUGCAGCUGCUAAAGACAGCGGUACAGCCAGUAUGUACGAUCAGAGUGCAACCCAGGCGAUUCAAAAUGGGGGGUACACCGGUGGCUCCGUGACUCCGACCUAUGGGUUUCCAGUAGGUGGCUUCUCAGCUGACGAGGUUUAUCCGGCUGACAUAGACGACUUGAUCGAAGACGUCGACUCAAUUGAUGAGACCUACCCUACUCACCAUGUCAACGAUGGCUUCCGACCCUAUAUUCCAUCAAUUCGACCUGAUGCUUACGAUCUCAAGGGAGGACUGCCCCUGGUCGACCCGAUACAAAUGAUCCCUGAUGCUUUCACAGGUGUACCUGAUUCGUAUUUGACAGUGAUUCCUGACAUUUUGACACGGAUCCCCGAUGUCCUGACGAUGAUCCCAGAUACUUUGACACGGAUCCCCGAUGUCCUGACGGUGGUCCCCGAUAUUUUGACACGGAUCCCCGAUGUCCUGACGGUGAUCCCUGACAUAUUGCCUGCCAUUCCUGAUGUCCCUAUUCCCACGGUGGUCACGGACAUUGUACCGGCAGUUUCAGACAUCUUCACGGCUGCGCCCGACAUCUUUACGCUGGCACCUACCAUUCCGGUGAUACCGAUCGUUGCGCCAGCGCCUUUGGCACCAAUUACCUUCCCACGCUUCCCGAGACGCAUGAGGUCCUUAAGUGAAUAG
Molecule: messenger RNA, 1152 nt
Organism: Peronospora matthiolae
Lineage: Eukaryota; Oomycota; Peronosporomycetes; Peronosporales; Peronosporaceae
Source: the annotation of a GenBank genome assembly